CUCUAGUACACCCCACCCCUCGAUGCCAUGUUGUACGAGCUAAUUGCCAUUGUCCGCCCGGGCAGCCUCAACGAGGUGCGAGAAAUCGCCCGUAAUGCCGGUACCCAAGUCAUCCGCUCCGGCGGCGUCGUUCGCGGCUACACCAACUGGGGCGCCUUCCGUCUACCCAGAGUCACUACGAAACAUCAGGCCCGAUACACCGAAGGUCACCACUUCAUCAUGCGCUUCGACUCCUCCGGCUCUGUUCAGUCUUCUAUCCGCCGCACUCUCGGUCUCGACCCGCGUAUGAUCAACUUCUCCGUGGUCAAGCUCGGCGACAAGCUUGAGGAGAUCAAGGACAUCGAUGGCAAGGUCGAGUGGAACAACGUUUCCACCAUCACCGAGCAGAUCUAAUUGACGCAAUUUUUUUUUGACGAAAGUUUGAUUGAUUGUUGAUAUCAAAUUUAGAAGCGUGGAUCUGGAUUUCAGCACUUUUCUUUUUGUUCUUUGUAUUAUUAUGGCACGGGCAUUGGGAACUGCCACUCGAACCUAUCAGCACAAUCGGCGCAUAUUGUACAAAAUACCAGUUUGAUCUACAAGUCUAUUUGUGGCUGUUACUACA
This is a messenger RNA of Penicillium hordei, 601 nucleotides long. RefSeq names its product mitochondrial 37S ribosomal protein bS6m. Gene Ontology annotation, biological process: translation. The transcript is spliced from 3 exons. The record is from RefSeq and is a predicted model, not a curated record. Bases 28 to 393 code for a protein of 121 amino acids. Gene Ontology annotation, molecular function: small ribosomal subunit rRNA binding; structural constituent of ribosome. Gene Ontology annotation, cellular component: ribosome; mitochondrial small ribosomal subunit. NCBI's taxonomy places the organism in Eukaryota, Fungi, Ascomycota, Eurotiomycetes, Eurotiales, Aspergillaceae.